AUGGAGCAGCCUAAGCUGGCGAAGGUGAACAAGAUUCUGGGAAGAACGGGAAGUCGCGGAGGAGUGACGCAGGUCAGAGUCGACUUCAUGGGAGAGUCGGGCUGGGAGGGCCGUACUCUCAUAAGGAACGUCAAGGGCCCCGUUCGCGAGGGCGAUAUUCUGGCGCUGCUCGAAACCGAGCGCGAGGCCAGAAGAUUGAGGUGA
Messenger RNA from Theileria orientalis strain Shintoku, 204 nucleotides. Its product is annotated as 40S ribosomal protein S28. The coding region runs from base 1 to 204 and encodes 67 amino acids. NCBI's taxonomy places the organism in Eukaryota, Apicomplexa, Aconoidasida, Piroplasmida, Theileriidae. The transcript has a single exon. Gene Ontology annotation, cellular component: cytosolic small ribosomal subunit; ribosome. Gene Ontology annotation, molecular function: structural constituent of ribosome. The record is from RefSeq and is a predicted model, not a curated record. Gene Ontology annotation, biological process: maturation of SSU-rRNA; ribosomal small subunit assembly; translation.